This is a messenger RNA of Bombyx mandarina (wild silkworm), 1069 nucleotides long. Its product is annotated as galectin-4. NCBI's taxonomy places the organism in Eukaryota, Metazoa, Arthropoda, Insecta, Lepidoptera, Bombycidae. The record is from RefSeq and is a predicted model, not a curated record. Gene Ontology annotation, molecular function: carbohydrate binding; galactoside binding.
CUUGAAUUGGCUGACAAUCAAUCGGUUUUGUAGGUACAAUUCGUGAGUGUUACACGUUAGACACACCCGUUAGUAAGUUAUUUGGACUCUUAGAGCCGUAAUAAAGCACUGCAAGGCACGCCCAAACGUUUGAAACUCAAGGAAAAAGAAUAAAAAUGGCAGUACCGCCGAUAUACAACCCGGUGAUACCGUGCGUGCACCCCAUCCCGGGCGGCAUGUACCCGGGGCGCAUGCUCCGCAUCCAGGGCAGAGUGCCCCCCGGCGCACAGAGGUUCGCGAUCAACCUGCAGUGCGGACCCAACACGGACCCGCGGGACGACAUCGCGCUGCACCUCAACUUCCGCUUCGUGGAGAUGUGCGUCGUGCGGAACCACCUCAGCAACAUGAGCUGGGGCGCCGAGGAGACGGCGGGCGGGAUGCCGCUGCACGCCAACGGGGAGACCUUCGAGGCGCUGGUGCUGUGCGAGCCGCGCGCCCUCAAGGUGGCGCUGAACGGCGUGCACUUCUGCGAGUUCCCGCACCGGCUGCAGUACCAGCGCAUCUCGCACCUCACGGUGGACGGGGACGUGCUCGUGCAGUUCAUCGGGUUCGAGGGCGCGCAGCCCCCGCCGCCGGCCAACAUGUACAUGUCGGAACCCCCCGUGUACGGCGGGUACGGCGCUCCGCCCCCCGCCUACGGAGCCCCGGGCUACGGUCCGCAGCAAGGUUACACGGCCGCGGCGUACGAGAGUCCGACAGCGGCGUACGGGCAGACGGUGCAGGGGGGAGGGCGGCGCGGGCUGGGGACGGGGGGCGCGGUGGCGCUGGGGGCGGGCGCGCUGGCCGCGGGGGGGCUGGCGGGGUACGCGCUCGCGGGCGGCUUCUCCAGCGACAGCGCCGCCGACGACGAGGUGAGCGCGAUGGCGGAGUCGGUCGAGUUCGGCGGCGACGACUGGGCGGAAUGAAACAGGGCCCGCCUGCUCCUGCCGCUGCUGAGGUUCGCCUUCCUCCUGCUCGCGGUCAGGGCCCUGCUCGUGCUCGCGCAGGUACUCUACUGGUUCUACAACUUCGAGUAGACAUGAGGUCGGAC